GGUGGUGCGCUGCGCUCGCGGCGCGGGGGCAGCACUCGGCCAGCCCCGCUCGGGAGGGCGGGACGGAGCGGAGCGGAGCAGAGCGGAGCUGUCAGGGGCAGCCGGGAAGCGCGGAGCAGGAGAGGUGGGCACGAGCGAGGAGAGCGGCUCCACUCCAGCACCGCGCCGGGGCCAUGCCGCCAGCCAACUUCCCCACCGGAGCCAGUGUAUAAAGGAUACCCUAUAUGCACUCACGCAGGCACACACCUCUCCGCCAAGGCACACCUCCUCCUCCUCCUCCUCCUCCUCCCUCCUCAGCCAACUGCUGGAAUUAAAAAAAAAAAAAUCUUUUUUUUUUUUGUUUUUGCAAGAAAUUUCAACUUUAAAAAAAAAUUAAAAAAUCCGGCCUAAAAAGCGAGGAACCAUGACUCAUCCGGGCUGCGACUCCAGCGAGCAGGCUGCGACCGGACUCUGGUUUCACAGGGAACAAAGUGCUCCAGCGACAGCCCAACUUUGAGACAUGCAGCAGCAUCCUCCAGGCCAGCCCUCCUCCUGCCGCCAUCCGCAUCCCAGGAAGUUUUCUUAGGACACCAACCACCGCCGCCACCACCGCCACCACCAGCAACAAAAACUUGCCAAUAAAAGAAGGAACAAAAAAAAAAAACCAAACAAAACAAAAACCAAAACAAAACAAAACAGCAAACCCAGAGGAGAUCAAGGAGAGAGAGACACACACAGAGGAGGGGGGAACCCACACACACACACACACACACUCUCUCUCUCUCUCUCUCUCUCUCUCUCUCACACACACACACACACACACACACACACACACACACACAAAGCCUUAAAGGAGGAAGAAAAACAAGAAAAGUUUCACUCCGAGAGGGAGAAGCGAGGGCGAAAUGUGCUGCUGAGAGAUCGGAGGGCAGGCGGCGCAGGGGAGGGGGGGAUUUCUUUGCUUUUUUUUUUUUUUUUCGCUUUUUUUCCCCCCUUCUUUUUUUUUCCUCCCCUGCUUCAUCAUCACCACCCCCCUCUUCUCUAUUUAUUUCUUUUUUUUGCUUUCCCCCUCCCUUUCCCCCCACCCCUUCCUCCUCUUCCCCCCGGAGGACGGCACCCCCCUCCCUCCAGCAGAGCCCCAGCUCGAGCGGCGGCGGCGGGAGCAGCAGCGGCGGCGGCGGCGGCAGCGGCCCGUGCUCCCUCCCUCCCUCCCUCCUCCCUCGCCGCCGGGCAGGUGAGCAUGGCCACGGCGACGUCCAACCCCUACCUGGCCAGCAACAGCAUCCUGGCCGCCGGCUCCAUCGUGCACUCGGACUCGGGCGGCGGCGGCAUGCAGCCGGGCAGCGUGGCCGUCACGUCGGUGUCCGGCGCCUACCGGACCGACCCGUCCUCCGUGAAGAUGGUCCAGAGCGACUUCAUGCAGGGAGCCAUGGCGGCCAGCAACGGCGGCCAUAUGCUGAGCCAUGCCCACCAGUGGGUGACAGCCCUGCCCCACGCCGCCGCCGCCGCCGCCGCGGCCGCCGCCGCCGCCGUGGAAGCGGGCUCGCCCUGGUCCAGCAGCCCGGUAGGCAUGACGGGCAGCCCGCAGCAGCAGCCGCCGCCGCAGGGCCAGGGGCAGGCGCCGCCCGAGGUGAAGGGCGGCGCGGGCCGCGACGAGCUGCACUCGGGCACGGCGCUGCACCACCGGCCGCCGCACCUGGGCCCCCCGCACCAGGGGCACCCGGGGGCCUGGGGCGCCACCACGGCCGCCCACCUGCCGUCCAUGGGCGGCGGGCAGCAGCAGCAGUCGCUCAUUUACUCGCAGCCGGGGGGCUUCACGGUGAACGGCAUGCUGAGCCCCCCGCCCGGCGGCCAGAGCCUGGUGCACCCGGGGCUGGUGCGGGGGGACACGCCGGAGCUGGGCGAGCACCCGGGCCACCACCACCACCACCACCAGCACCAUCCGCACCACCAGCAGCAGCACCACGGCGGCGUCAACAGCCACGACCCGCACUCGGACGAGGACACGCCGACCUCGGACGACCUGGAGCAGUUCGCCAAGCAGUUCAAGCAGCGCCGGAUAAAGCUGGGCUUCACGCAGGCAGAUGUGGGCUUGGCCCUGGGCACCCUCUACGGGAACGUCUUCUCCCAGACCACCAUCUGCAGGUUUGAGGCUCUGCAGCUCAGCUUCAAGAACAUGUGCAAGCUCAAGCCUUUGUUGAACAAGUGGCUGGAGGAAGCCGACUCCUCCACGGGCAGCCCCACCAGCAUCGACAAGAUCGCGGCCCAGGGCAGGAAGAGGAAGAAGCGGACCUCCAUCGAGGUGAGUGUCAAAGGGGCCUUGGAGAGUCACUUUCUGAAAUGCCCCAAGCCCUCCGCCCAGGAGAUUACGAACCUAGCGGACAGCCUGCAGCUGGAGAAGGAGGUGGUCAGGGUUUGGUUUUGCAAUCGGAGGCAGAAAGAGAAAAGGAUGACCCCCCCGGGGAUCCAGCAGCAGGCGCCGGACGAUGUCUACUCGCAGGUCGGCAACGUGAACUCCGACACGCCGCCGCCCCACCACGGACUGCAGACCAGCGUGCAGUGAGGGGCGCCGCAGUAAGGGCCGGGGGCAGAGUCAGGGGCGAGAAGGGACGACCAGGGCAGGGGGGACCGGCAGCCACGACCACGCACGCACACACACACACACGACCCCAGACUUCUUUAGACUGCUUUUUUUUAUACACACACACAUACAUACAUAUAUAUAUAUAUAUAUGAAUAUAUAUAAAUAGAAAGCGCUUGAGACGGUCCCUCCGAGCGAUAGCUAGCAUUUCUCCUCUGCUGGGAUCUGGGGUGGAGAUGCAUCAUGCACCAAAGCUGCAGAUGUGUUGGGUUUUUUUCCCCCCUUCCUUAAUUUUUUUCGGGGGAGGGGGGAGAAGGGGGAGUGUGGUCCCCCCUACCCGCCUCUAAAUUAUCCCUUCCUGCAGCGAUCAACUAUCUCUGCACCUCUUCUGUCCCUCCUACACGCCCCCCCACUCCACUAGCCUAAGCCCCUCCGUGCCCCCCAAAAGGGCUCUCUUCAUAUGGAUCACGGAAACUUUCAUUUUUUUCUUUCCCUCACUUUUUUUUUUUUUCAAAUGGGAGCAAUCCGAAAAAAAAAAAAGGAAGCAGAAGCAAAAUAAUCUGGUUGAUCAGAGGGUGCCUGCUGCUUUCCAGUACCCUGUUUUUCUUGGCCAAACCACAUUAUUUCGGUGCAAAGCAGGCAUCCACUCUGGAAAUAUAUAUAUAUAUUUAUAUAUGUGUGUGUGUGCGUGUGUGUGUGUAUUCUGCAAAAUUAAAAGGGCCACUUUCUCCAGGAAAACAUAUAUAUAUAUAUAUAUAUAUAUAUAUAUAUAUAUAUAUAUAUGCACACAGCACUAAAAAAAAGCAGACUGUAUUGUAUAGGGGAGCAAAUAUAGAUAUAUAUAUACACACACACAUAUAUAUUUAGAACAAAAAUAUGGAAAGAAAUAACCGCAUACCGAAAGCUGACCCCGAGAAGAAAGGGGGGAGGGACAGACACCGGGAAAAAAAUAACUUGAGGAGAGGUUGUUGGUCCCUGAAGUUGGAGCUCUGUAGAAGGACUUCGUAUGAAUUAAGGGAAACAGCGAGAGAAAGGGAAAUAAUUUAGGGCUGUCAAAAGUCGUGCUCCUGACGGCUGCCAAUCACCAUGGAAGAUUCAUAAAAAAAAAUCCACUGCUAAUAUUUUUUUUAUUAAUAUUUUUAUUUUUUAUUUCUGGACUGAUUCAGAUAAAGGGAUUUAGAAGGACUGAGCAUCUGCAGCUGCACUUAUCUGAACUUCUCCUCUCCUAAAUCCGUUGCCAACUUUGAUUGAAUGGGUGCUGUGGAUGUGAUUAUAUAAUGCUGCCAUUUCCAAGCAGUGUUUUUGGUAGGUUUUAAUAAACAGACUUUUCAAAAAGACGGCAAUAUAGAAUUGUUAGAUCCGUUGUUGAUCUAAAAAAAUAUUUGCUUUAUAUUUUCAUUAAAUGACUUCUUUUAAUAUUUUAUUCAGAAUACCUAUGAACUGCUGCAAAACGGUAAUUUAUUUUUCCCCAGAUCUUGUAUUACGUGUUUUUUUCAGACGAGCACAAAUCAAAAUGAAAUGAAAUGAAAAUAUGGACAGUUGUUAGGUAAUAAGGGUAUCUUUUGAUGUGAUAAUUUGAUUGUAAUUUAAUUUGAGUAGUGAUUCCGUAAGAGCUGAUUGAGAAAAUAAAUUUGUUAGAAUGAAA
Molecule: messenger RNA, 4205 nt
Organism: Alligator mississippiensis (American alligator)
Lineage: Eukaryota; Metazoa; Chordata; Crocodylia; Alligatoridae
Gene: POU3F3
Product: POU class 3 homeobox 3
Exons: 1
Coding region: 1220-2542 (440 amino acids)
Biological process (GO): regulation of transcription by RNA polymerase II; brain development
Cellular component (GO): nucleus
Molecular function (GO): DNA-binding transcription factor activity, RNA polymerase II-specific; RNA polymerase II cis-regulatory region sequence-specific DNA binding
Source: RefSeq, a predicted model, not a curated record